GACUUUUUUAUGCCCAAACCAAAAAGCUUACUUUUAGUUAAUUGGGAUUUUUGUAAUUGACCGACACAGAGUAGUUUCUUUUUUGGGUCAAUCUUUCCUAAAAAUUAGUCUUACUAUGGUAGAAAAGUAAGAAGGAAAUCUCCAUUCUGUUUUUUUUUUAACGGUAACCGGGCUUUAUUGUUUUGGAAUCAGGUGAAUAAAAUUAUACUCAUGAUUUAUUUAAGCCCUCACAGGGCCGGGCUGACCUCUGCUCUAAUUUCUCUGUUGCUGGGUUAACAGUUUACAGUAACUCCAACCUGAAACCUCAGUCAUCUGCGUCACUCUGGCUGAUAACGGGCCUUAUUGCUGCCGUAAAACAUCCCUCCUCUGCAUGGCCUCGGCGUGACUCCACUGUCCGCUUACAGGAAGCUGACGGGAUUUGAAGGAAUAAAGUUUCCCUCUCCACCUCCGAGGCCAUAAAUCGGUCCAAAGAUCAGGUUCUGAGGAAACAAAAAGAUUGGACUGGCAGAGCUUUCUGUCCACUUCUCUCAACCAUCAGAGCUGCAGCAACGCUCCAACAACACAAGAGCCAUGAACAAGGACGAAGGCACUCAGCUAAAAACGAUCCUAAAGCGUAACAAACGCGUGAACCUGCUGCUGAACGAUGAGGACGGCAGCACCACCCAGAGCAGCUCCAUCGGGGCCGUUCGCUGGAAGCUCCCUGAUGAGACUGUCCAGCCUCACAGCUCGGCUCCCACCAUUCACGCCAACUCAAACACCAACAGAAGGAACUCACAGCAACACGCUCGCCAGGGGAACCUGAAGGACCUGCGCAGCCUGCAGGAGUGUGUCCAGUUCAUCCACCACUGGAAGGAGCAAGUGGACCAAGUGUGCAAGCAGGGCGCCUCGGAUCCAGGGGAGGGAACCAGCAAGGCAGAGGCCCAGAGCUCAGACCGGCGCACCGAGCGCAGCCUGGAGGAGAGCCGAAAGCUGAUCCUGGAGUGGGCCGAUGAGCUCCGCCAUGUCGACGAGCUUCUGAAGCAGACCCCGUGGGAAUCUGACAAUCAAAAGAAAGCGCAUAAAAAGGAGCCCAAAGAGGAGGGGCAGUUUAAGAUCAUGGAGUGGGCAAAGGAGCUGCAGAAGGCGAUUGAGAGCUGCGGCGUGCCGAGCGAGGAGCUGGGCAAAGUGCUGCGCCUGCUGGGCAUCAAGAAGAAACGCCUGUACAAGAUGCUGCCUCUGCUGGAGUUCAUCACCUGGUCUCUGCUCAGGGAAGACAACACGACAACAGUGUCCCAGAUCUGGUUGCUGGCGAAGCAAAGGACCUGGAAAGCAGGCAUACCCAGAUACAUCCCAAACUCAGUGUGGGACUGGAUCAGCAGCGCAGCAGCUGACGUGAUUCUGGACCCCACCACAAACCACCCGUGGCUUCAGCUUUCAGACGACCAGCGCAGGGUCCAGGAGGGCAUCGCCGAGUCGGACCUUCCCGACAGCUCCCAGCGCUAUGACAGCUGGCCCUGCGUGCUGGGCUGGGAGGGCUACGGCGGCGGCCGCCACUACUGGGAGGUGGACAUCGCCAACAAGGGCUACUGGCGAGUGGGGCUGACCACGGCCACCUCCAAGCGCAAAGGGAACUUCCCCAUGACCCCCAAGCAGGGCUACUGGGUUCUGUGGAGAAGCACCCACUGCUUCUACGCCUGCACCAAGCCGGAGACGCAGCUGCCCGUCGCCCUCAUCCCCCGGCGCAUCGGGGUGUACUUGGACUACGAGGAGGGCCAGAUCUCCUUCUACAACGCAGAAACCAGAUCCCACAUCUACACGUUCACAGGGAACUUCAGGGGGAAGCUGUACCCUCUGUUCGCGCCCAUGGACGGCCGCACACUCAUGACCAUCAUCGCGCCGAAGAAAACCUCUCCAGUCCCGGCGCCGAGCGCAGAUGAGAGCGGGACGGUGGAGUCGGAGGACAGUACCCAGCUUUAAAAGAAACCCAAAGCGACUCCCGUCGAAAGCGUUGAACGUUUUCCAAAAAGUACUGACUUAUCGUGAAUUUCCUGUGGCCGACGGCGCCUGAAUGCAGCAUGAGAUCACGCUGCUUUAUCUAUCCCGCACAAGCAAGGGUCCGUCUCUGCAAUUAUAAGGCGAGAAAUUAGGGAGCAGAGAAGCUUAAAAACGGGGCAGACGAUGAUCAGGAUUAAUUUAUUAAGAAUAAAUGAGCAUGAGAAGCUCCAGGAUUAGUCUGAGAAAGGCAGAAAUAUCCAAAAAAAAUUACAAGUCAACCUUAAAAAUUUCAUGAUCUGCCAAGAUACUAUAGAAAAACGAAUAAAAGUUGAAAACGUAUGUUGAACUUUUAUUUAAAAAAAUACUUUUAUACAACCUAAAUUGUUUACCUUUAAAAAAAUAUUAUCGACUCCAAUUUCAGAUGAAGCUUAUUCUGCUGCAGGUUAAAAGACACUAAUUAUGAAAUCUUGCAUUUAUUCUCACAGCCUUAUGAGUUAAAUAUGCCUUCAUUAAAGACAAAAAAACAAAAAAAAGUAUUUCUUUCCCCUGCGGCCGGCUCAUAGGCACAAGAAAUGGUAAAAGGCCUGCACUCGCACAGUUUAGCGCUUUAUCAAGUCCUGAGGAGCCGAAGUGCAGAAGAAGAGAGAAUGUGUUCCUCUGCUUGGCGUGGCGAGAACCAGAACGUGUUCUUCCUGAGCAGAACGUUUCAAACUUCACAAGAACUCAUAGGGUUCUCUCAGGUUCCUCCAGCAAAAAAAAAAAAUAGAAACCACACCAAUUUCCCAUUUCUGACCAAUCGCUCAAUAGUUGUCAGACGGCAAGUUAAAAAAAAAAGUUCUGCAGAAGGUGGAAGAACCCCCAAACCGGGUCGGCAGGGACUAAAAGGGUUCUGGGAGGGGGAACACAUUUUUCUGUUCUUUCAGAGUGCGUGAUGGCCUUAAUCUCUGGAGGGUAAAAAAAAAAAAAGAUGAGAAUGUAUCUCUGGCCUGUAGUUGAUGCCAUCCGUGUGCUAAUAGGCUAAUAGGCUAAUAGAUACAUAGAAAAGCUUUCUAGAGAAGCGUGGAUUAAACUGUCAGGUAAAGAGCAAAAGCACUGCAGGGAUUAUGGGUCGGGGCACAUUCAGGUGUCCAAAUAGAAAUAGAGCCACUAAACAGACCUGAAGUCUGCUGUAGUCGACCUCGUUUUGACUCUCUGCGAUAAACGUGAAAGACGUGAAAGACAGCGUAAAUAAAUAAAAAAAAGAGAGAAGAUGAUCUGAGCUCAAUGAAAUCUGCAGGAGCCAAAGAAGAAGACGCUAUAUAAAAAAACUUCUCUGAUUGUUUGUUUUCCAUAAAUGUUACUUCAAUGUUACGUCUAAUUUGUGUUGUAAAGCAAAUAAAAAGUUUUUGGGUUUUUUUUUUUGAAGUGCUGAUGAAAAUGUUUAGAAAGAUGAUGUCUGUAUUCAAUCACAGCAUUGUGAAUGCUUUAGUCUUGAUGUUAGAAACAGAAAUUCCUAUAGGAGCUUUAAAGAAACAACAUGUAACUAUACUUUUUACAUGCAUGCACUUUGGACUGCACUUUCAGAACAAACUGUUCUUAUAAUUAAAUUGAUGUCGUUGGAAAGUCUGCAUCCCCCCCAGCAAAUAUUUACCCAUUAAGCUGCACCAAUAAAGUAUUUCUUUCACUUUAGCAUUCUGUAGAGCUGAUCUUUUCUGAACAUAUAAAACUGCAGGGCUCCUCCAGCCUGUGGUCAGUUACUAAAGUAUGGAUAAGGGGGGGG
Fundulus heteroclitus (mummichog) is the source of this 3733-nucleotide messenger RNA. Its product is annotated as E3 ubiquitin-protein ligase TRIM39. The coding region runs from base 571 to 1956 and encodes 461 amino acids. The transcript is spliced from 10 exons. Gene Ontology annotation, molecular function: protein binding. The record is from RefSeq and is a predicted model, not a curated record. Lineage: Eukaryota; Metazoa; Chordata; Actinopteri; Cyprinodontiformes; Fundulidae.